Molecule: messenger RNA, 2435 nt
Organism: Salpingoeca rosetta
Lineage: Eukaryota; Choanoflagellata; Craspedida; Salpingoecidae
Exons: 19
Coding region: 1-2232 (743 amino acids)
Biological process (GO): regulation of telomere maintenance via telomerase; telomere capping
Cellular component (GO): chromosome, telomeric region; nuclear telomere cap complex
Molecular function (GO): telomerase inhibitor activity; G-rich strand telomeric DNA binding
Source: RefSeq, a predicted model, not a curated record
AUGUCAACCACCGCCACGACUGUUGCUGCCGCAACAGCAGCAGGGGAGCGAACGUUGGCGCUCGAAGACUUGGCAGCAAGCGUUGCUCGCCCACAAGGCUAUGUCAAGGGUGUGGUGUCGCUGUGCUAUCAGCUGCAAGACAGUACGGCGCCAGAGUUCAAGGUGACGAUUCGAGACACUGGCACCAACGACUUUAACGACAUGAACGUCUUUUUCCAAGGCAAACUGGCAAAGCAACUCGCGCCAUUCCUCAAGAAGAAGGAUCAUCUGCUACUGCACCGUGUCAAGGUGCAAGCUGUGCGAGACGAGGACUCAGACUACCCUGUGGAGCUCGUUUGCUCAGCCAAGCUGGGCACCGUCGUCUCUGUCAUCAGCCCGGCUUUGGCUGAUGGCCGCACCACCAUCGAGCCUGGCAAGCCCUGGACUGCUCCCACACGCGGCCCUCGCCCACGUAGCCAAGCAAGCGCGGGUACAGCCACAGCAGCUACAGCAGGUGCACCCGCUACAGCGUCCACCUCUGCUGCGUCAGCGACAACAGGAACCGGCAACGGCACAGCAAGCAGUGGCGCACAGCGGCGGGCAUACACGUACAUCACGACAGAUAUGGCGGCAAAGCAGGCGCACCAGCGCGGUAUCAUCAACAUCUACGGUGUUGUCACGUACUUCCGCACGCCGCAGAAAACGCGAAACGACUUUAUGAUGUCCGUCACGAUUUCCGACAGCUCCUGGCAGCUGGACAGCGAUGGGCUCAAGAUGAAUCUGUUUGCGCGGGAGCGGUCGCUGCUGCCGCCAAUUCAGCGCGUCGGCGAUGUCAUCCGCGUGCACGGACUGAAACUGCAGGUGUACAGCGGCUCGCCGCAGGGGGUCGCAAACUUCAACCCAAAGAAACGCGAUUCGUUCGUGCUGUUCCACGGGCAGCCGGCCAUGCCCCUCGCCCCAUAUGCGCACUCCAGCAAAUCCUUCACCUUCACAGACGCAGACAAGGCCAUGCUGCGUCGGUUGCGGUCGUGGGCGCUGGCGCAGACGUCCAUCCAGCGGCACCAGCUGCUCUCCGAGACGACGAGCGAGGGCUUCUACGACAUCAUCGUUCAGGUGCUGUGCGUGCUGCCUUCAACGCCCACCAAGAGAGCGAUGUUGAUUGUGUGGGACGGGAGCCAGCCACCACAGGCUGCCCUCCCAUCCCACUCGCUGUAUCUUCCCAAUGUUCCCAGCGCCGUCACUAGCAGAUGCAUCGAACUUUCCCUCGAUACCCAAGUCGAGCAAUCCGCGUUGCGCCUCCGCCCGAAUGACAUCAUCAAAUGCAAUCGCGCCGGCGUCUCGCUCCAGCACGGAAGGCUGGUGUACACUGUCCGCUCGCGUGCCGGGGACAUUGUCAAGUUGGAUGAGAGCGACGCAGACGCACAGCUGCUGCUCAGGAAGCUGAGCCAGGUGUCUGGCCGUGAUGCAACCGUACAACAGGCAGCGACAACAGCAACACCCGCCACAAGCACGACUGCAGCGACAGCGACCACAGCAGCAGCAUCGGCGCGAACCACGGCGACGGGCGGAAAGCGGGUGACGUUUGGAGGCGUUCCCCGCCCCCAGUUCAGAAGCAGUGCAAGUGAAGCGAACAGCAGGCCAUCACCAUCAUCAUCAUCAGCAGCAGCAGCAGCAAGAACAGGACCUGCCAUAUCAUCAUCAUCAUCAUCAUCAUCAUCAUCAUCAUCAUCAUCAUCAUCAUCAUCAUCAUCCCGCAAACGGGCAAAACGCGGGCGACUCACAACCGCGGUGUGCCCAUCGCACCUGCCGAAGACAACCCUCAAACAGCUCAUGCAAACAACAGCGCCCACGAUGGGUCGCUGUUCGUGCAAAGUGCACGCGUAUCGACCAGCGGACAUCAGCGAAAUCACACAGCGCGUUUGUGCACAGUGCAAUCGAAGCUGCGCGUCGUCGACGUGUGCGGGCUGCGGGUCUGGUGUGCACGUGCGGCACCAAUGGGCGCUGACGCUGCUGGUGCACGACCCGACCGUCAUGACCAGCGUCCUCCUCUACGGCGAUCACGCGACGACGUUCCUGCUCGGAGCAGAUGCCGAAGCUUUCAACCGCGACACUAAAGUGCGCGAGGAGGUGAUGCAGCUAUUGCAGCAGCUGGCAUCCGACAAGCCAACCGUGGACAUGUGCAUUGAAGCGUACACCAACCGCGAAGGGAAGCGACAACUGUCUGUGUUUGCCACACAGCUCACGUUUGACUGACGCGACGUAAUUGAGACAGCUGUUGUGGCAACGUGCUGUUGUGUUGCAGCACUGCCCCAUGUAUCUCACGUUGUGGACCGCUGGCCGGUCGCUCGUUGGUGCUGUUGCUUGUGGAUAUGGGAAGCGAUAAGGAAACGCAAGUGGCGUGGUAGCUAGCUAGCAAAGGGAGAGAAGAGGGAGACGGAGUAAACGCAGCAAUCAAG